GAACACAACGAACGUUGUAGGGAACAACAUCACCAUUUUUAUUGAUUGAAGCCUUGCCUCAACGACUGAGUGGGUUGCAAAUCUCUUUCAUCCGUGUCACGCGAAACAUCCUGCCUCCUUGAUUCAAUUGGAAAGCAUCGCGCAUGUAGCAGAGCAUACCGGAGAGUUGACUAAGACGUGUCAUUGUCACCGCGACUCUGGUUGUGCAACGUGUGACACUGGACAUGGCUGUACGGAAUGCUAUCCUGGUUUGCACUGUCGUAGUGCUUUCCCCUUGGUUGUGUUCCGUGGCUGAUUGUUCUGGACAGGUCGCAAAUGGGACAGUUCGCCUUGCAUAUCAACCCUAUGGCCAAGCACACACUGGAAUAGUGCAAAUAUUUUACAAUGGACAGUGGGCUGAAAUGUGCCGAAGUUACUAUCCCAAGGCAUGGUCAAUUAAAGAGGCAAAUGUGGUGUGCCGUCAAUUAGGUUUUCCAAGAGCUAUUAAGGCUCUGGACAGUUAUGACAGUUUCGACUUCCGGUAUAGCAGGGUUAGAUUUGAUGUAGCAUGCAACGGAACUGAAGCAACCCUGACGCAGUGUUCUUAUACUAUCGACGAAUACGGCUACUGUAUACUUUCUUCGUCCUCAAGCCCAGGAGUGGAGUGUGAACCAUUUGUCCGAAUCGUCCAGAAAAGCGCAGGACAGCUAAACAGCACCGGGAGAGUGCAGGCUUUUCACAAUGGCACGUGGGGAAACAUAGCAAGCAGCAGCAAAAUGAUCAGUGAAGCCCAACUCGCUUGUCAUCAGUUAGGGUUCUUUAGGGCAUUGAACAUCACGUUCGAAAGUACAGCAAGUCCUACCCCGGUAUACAACCUCAAUGGACAGUGUGAGAAUUUAACCUCAACAAAUCGAUGUGUAAGGGACGUUAACAGCACUUGGAGCGGCUCCUAUCUCUCCACUAUACAGUGCGAUCCUUCUGUUGUACAACUUGCUGGAGAUCCAAAUGGUUUUAAAUGGAAAGGCCGCGUGGAAGUACGAACGAAGGGACAAUGGGUUAGAGUUUGUGGUUUGACAGGCUGGACCCUCACUGAAGCCAAUGUUAUCUGCAGAGAUCUGGGGUACCCUGCAGCAUCACGACUCUUGACGUAUUAUGGUGGUGGCUCUGGUCAUAUCUAUCUCCGAGAUGUUCGCUGCACAGGAAAUGAGUCCAAUAUUUUACAAUGUGCGCAUAUUGCUGAGGAGCAAUACGGGUGUCCACACGAGUUUGACGUGGGACUGCAGUGUGAAGUAACCAGAAUCAUCCCAUACUCCUCCAACCACACCAACAUCGGAGAGGUGGAGGUAUUUCAGAAUGGUAAAUGGGGUAAAAUCUGUGCUGAUCACUGGACUGCAAAAGAAGCCAAUGUGGUGUGCCUGCAACUUGGAUAUACAGGGGCAAUCAGAGGCGUGUCAAGGCUUGGUGCAGCAAAUCGAACAAUAUUUCUUGGUGAUAUCAACUGUAUGGGUACGGAAUCAAGUCUUCAGCUGUGUACGUCCCAUACUCACAAAUGCAGCAGUCUACAGAAUGCCGGCGUUGAGUGUGCCAAGACUGAUACACGGAUUGCUGAUGGCCUGGCCUAUAUUGGUCGAGUGGAUCUGUGGGUUGACUUCAGGUGGUCAGGGAUUUGCGCAAGGUCAGGAAGCUGGACAUUGGCCGAGGCUAAUAUUGUAUGCCAAGGAAUUGGGUACCAGCGAGCAACUCGUGUCAUACCUGACUGGACCGUGCGUAGCACCUCUGCUAUCACUCUGCAGAAUUUACAGUGUAAAGGAGACGAGACAAGCCUAACACAAUGCAAUUACUGGGCUCCUAGGCGUGGCUGUGGUCCUGCUAGUGCUGGAGUUGAAUGCGAGGUAUUGCGCCUCCGUCCCUACUCUUCAACUCAAAGUAACAUUGGAGAAUUGGAAGUAUUUGAAAAUGGACGAUGGGGAAAUAUUUGCGCCAAUCGCUGGACGCUUACCGAGGCCAAUGUGAUCUGCCGGCAGUUAUUAUAUCCAAGAGCAAUUCAGGCCAUAAGGCAGCCAGGAGGGCAAAAUCGAUCUCUCACUGAAGUCAACUGUAUUGGAAAUGAGAGAAGUCUUCUAGAAUGUAGCUACCAGCAGUCAGGCAACAACACAUGUAGCACUCCCCUCAAUGCUGGUGUUGAUUGUGCUGAUCUUCCAGUAAGACUGAUGGAUGGGUCAUUCUUAGCAUACUCGCGUGGUACUGUAGAGGUUCGUAAUCAUCUUGGUUCUUGGGGUACGGUUUGUAGCCCUUCAUGGUCAAUACUGGAGGCUAACGUUGUCUGCAAGCAACUUGGAUUUAUUGGUGCCAAUGCGACUAUCACUGGAAUCGGACGCCAUAUUGCUGUCAAUAUCAACCAUCCAAAGUGCAAUGGAACUGAGAAGAGUCUUUUCGAGUGUUCAAUAUCAUCAUCCUCAUUUUGUCCGUAUUGGUUCGACAGUGUUGGAGUGGACUGCGACACAACCGCCAGCCGAAUUGUAGGUGAUCCACUCACGCCUGGCUAUGGCGGUCAAGUGGAAGUCGAUGGAAAUGGACAAUGGAUGAGCGUAUGUGCAAGUAACUGGACACUGGCACAGGCCAGUGCGGUAUGUCGAAAUUUAAAGUAUGCGGGAGUGUAUUCCGUCACCAGUCAGAAACAAAUCACUUCGAAUUACUCGCUAGUUCUGGAUAAUCUUCACUGUGAUGGAAAUGAGACUAAUCUGCUGCAUUGUAGUCACGAUGGUGUGGUGAAUCGCACAUGUCCAGACUUCAAGCUAGCAACCGUAGAAUGCCGGACUAUUGAGAUCUCCGUACCACCAGAGAGCGUCAUUGCAAACCAGGGAUCCAAUGUGUCACUUACAUGCUCUGCACAUGGCAAGCCUGCACCACAAAUAGCAUGGACAUUUAACGGUACCCCACUGGCUCCUGCACUAUACUCAGUUAACACAGAACCGAACAGCCUGGCUCAGUACAGUAGUAAAUAUAUUUCCUCCUCGACACUGGCGAUUACGGAUGUAUCCUUCAAUGCCAGUCUUGGAAACUAUAGCUGCAUUGCAAGUAAUAACGUUUCGACCCAUGAAUCAAGUGCACAGGCUACUAUCACAGUGCAUGUUUUACCAGUGGGACUGGCGCAGAACGCACACCAGGCGGUGACAACUGGCCAGCAAGUGAAUAUGACUGUUCUUUUGACGGAUUACGGAUAUCCAGCUGUUCCGCUGUGGAACAUUACUUGGGCAAAGGAUGGUGAUCCGUAUUGGAAGAGCUUAUCACCAGGACAUGUGCUGUCCCGUAACAACCUUUCACUGGUUAUUCUCCGCGCGCAAUUCAGUGAUUCUGGAACUUACGUGGCUAGACUUGGCAACCUUGCUGGAUACAUCCAUGUGAAGUUCAAUAUCUCUGUGCAAGAUCUACCAGUUGGACGUGCUCUGAAUGCAGUGCAGACUGUACAAAUCAAGCAGCCAGUGAACAUGACGGUUGUGCUGACAUAUUCAGGAAAACCGUCAGUACCGUCGUUGAACAUAUUAUGGACAAAGGUUGGUGAUCCGGAUUGGAGCAGCUUGUCAGCGGAAUAUCUUCUGUCCAGUAACAAGCUUUCACUGAGUAUUCUCCACGCACAGAUCAGUGACUCUGGAACUUACGUGGUUAGACUUGGCAACUUGGCUGGACGCAUCGAUGUGAAGUUCAAUAUUUCUGUUGAGGGAUCACCGCAGGUACUGCUGUACCCGUCAACAAAAACAACAAUGGUGAAUGAGAAUGGAACACUAACUCUGCAAUGCAUUGCAACAGGCUAUCCUCUGCCGCAGGUUCGCUGGCUCUUCAAUAGCAUAUCAUAUCCCACGCCACAGUACCACAAUACUGAGUAUAUAAACAAUAACAGCGAAAUACGUGCUACUGGACUUCCAGCUGUGGUUUCAAACCUAACAAUUUCGGCUGUGCACAGGCAGUUACACGAAGGGCUGUACACUUGUGUGGCAUCUAAUUUACGCAAUGUGAAUGUCAGCGCAUCUGCCACGGUCGUGAUUUAUGUUCCUGCAACGCUACUGGGCGCUACACUUGAUCAGUCAGUGGCUGCUGGCAAUACAGCUGAGCUACAAUGCCACGUGAACGGCUACCCCAGACCCACAACAACAUGGUACAAGAAUGGACUGAUACUGGAGCAAGAUGAUCUCAUCGGCAGAGUAUCAUUCUACAAGGGUGACGACAUCUUGACAAUAUACAACACUCAAGUCAGUGACAGCGAUGCGUACCACUGUGUAGCAAGCAACAUGAACAAUGACGUUGGUGCUACAGUGCAUGGGAACUACGCACAGCUAACAGUCACAGUUACACCUGUCAUUGAUCCACCCGUUCCAGACACAAUGACGUCAUUCACUGGCUCUUCCUUAUCAGUGCCUUGCACUUUCACUGGAAGUCCACAGGCUGAGGCACGAUGGUGUCGACAGCAGAACGGAGAAUGCACUGUCGAUAGUACAGGCAACUGUCCUGCGUUGGCUACAGUAGAAGCAAGCAAUAACACACUCACGCUGGAGAUUCUGUCGCUGGAUUCCUGCCAUGGUGGAAGCUAUAUGUGUAUUGUCAACAACAGUAUUGGGAAAACAGCAUCACACCUUCAACUCACAAUUCAAGAUGUGGCCAGUAUUGGCUUGCGCGGAGAAUUCUCUGGCGGUGGUUUGAGCGGACUGCAAAAUGCGGAAGUUCGGACGUUGUUUGAGAACGAGGUUUUAAACAAGCUACUGCUAAGGGUCAAAAUCGAGCACUUCACUUACAUUUUUGUGGGGUCAAACAUCAUCAAUGUCACAUGUGAUAUCACAACUUCAGCCACCGACAUUGCUCAAAUCUCCGGAAAUAGCUCAGAAGCGAAUUUGCUGGCAGCCUUUGAAGCCAGUCUACAAGCUACACAAUCACCAAAACUGAGCUUGGUCAGUCACAGUUUGACGGUGAUCGCUUAUGAUGUUUGUAGUCCUGAGGUGACAACUGGCCGGGAUCGUCGGGGAUCAUUCUACUGGCCAGAGACAUACAGCAAUGCCACGCUGGUACUGGACUGUCCCGUGGAGCUCCAGGAUGGCAUCAUUCGCUACGCAAGUCGGCAGUGCAUAACCAUGCCUCGUCCACAUAACCCUCAGCUAGUGACGGCACAGUGGGAAAUGGCCAAUGCAACCAGUUGCCCCACACCUAGAACGGCACAGCUGCAACAGAUAGCAAAGAUUGACUUCAACAGCAGUGACCCAGAGCAUGUUUUGAACGGCACACUGACCCUGGAUACUUUGACGAACAAUACUGAAACCCUGACCACUGAUGAUAUUGACUUUGCGUCUACGGCAAUCUUUAAUGUCAUCAACGCCGUCAGUAAGGACCAGGACUUCAAUCAAACUGUGGGCAAACAGGUUGCGCUAUCAAUUCUUCACGUUGUAGACAAUGUUUUGACGGUCAAAGGCAAUAACACGGCAGUUGCACCUGUUCCUGCCAAAAGGCUUGCAAAGUCAAUGGAACGGUUGGUGACCACAUUGGAUGUGAGUGAGGACGAACCAAUUGUGAAAACCGAGAACAACAUUGGAUUCGCCGUGAGCUGCCCACGACCGAAUGGUGCAAAGCAGGCAUUCCGAUCGGUUUCUCAGAAUCGCGAUGGGAUGUUCUACGUGGGUGAGCUGAACUCCAGUGCCCUCGCCAGUGCGGCCGGCGUGGCAUUCGAUAUAUCCGGGAAGAUCAUCAGAGCUGCUACCGACAUGCUGACGCCAUCCAACGACUCUGUCUGCACUGCAGCUGCCACACGAUACAUCCUAUACCGCACGCACGCACUGUUCGACGACUCCAAUAUCAGUGCAACCACUAGCGUAGCGUCCGAAGUCAUUUCGGCGCAAGUCGGGAACGCUAAGAUAGACGGCCUAACUGAACCAGUACUCAUGUCAUUUGACUUCAAAGGCGGCAUUCAAGCGGACAAAGACGACACUGUACAAUGCGCAUUCUGGAACUUUGACCAAAAUGACGGCAAGGGUGGCUGGAGUGAGGACGGCUGCAUUACUUUCUACAAUAGCACAACAGGAAAUAGACCAAUUUGCCAGUGCAAUCAUCUAACCAACUUUGCAGUUCUCUUCACAAGGGUGGUAUCACCUCACACGUCUAAAGCACAGGAAGCACUCAAGUAUGUGUCAAUUGUGGGAUGUGCCAUAUCCAUGGCAGCUCUAGUAGCUACCAUCAUCACCAUAGCUUUAGUCAAGAGAGUGCGUAAGAACCUCCAUCAUCGCAUGAUCCUGGGAUUGAGCAUAACUCUACUGCUGUUCCUGGCAAUAUUCACCGUGGUUCUCUACUAUGAAAAUCUGCAGAAGAGCCCGGCGGUGUGCAAGACACUUGCCAUCAUACUGCACUAUCUACUGCUCUGUGCAUUCAUGUGGAUGUCCGUGGAUGCCGUGUUCAUGUAUAAACAAAUCGUGGUCGUUUUUGACAACUCCAGCCAGCACCUCAAGACACUUCUCUUCUGGUCCAUAUUUGUCAUCCCGUUUGUAAUUGUCGCCAUAACGACAGGUGCUUCGACUUCAGAUGGAUACGGUGGCAACGGACUGUGCUGGAUCUCGAUGGACGCAGUGUUCUACGCAGGCCUGGUGGUGCCAAUGGCUCUCUCACUCUUGCUCAACGGGUCCAUUCUGGUCAGGGUGGCUGUCACGCUGAGAGGUCGCGGACGCAAGGUCAGCACCGUAGCGCAGGGAGAGCACCGCAAGAACUUUCCCGUGCUCAGUAUAGUCGUGCUGCUGUCCGUUCUGCUUGGGCUAACCUGGCUCUUUGGAUUCCUGGUCAUCAUAGACGAUAACAUUGCUCUACAGUAUAUCUUUACCAUCCUCAACUCGCUGCAAGGCCUGGGCAUCUUUAUCCACAUCAUACGGGGCAAGGAGAUGAGGAAAGGCCUGAAAGAAAUCCAGCGCAUGCCGACAGCUUGGACAAAUCUGACCACCGGCAACACCAGCACACUAAGAACAUCAACGCUUGGUAAAUCAGCACCCGGCAACACCAGCACACUCACCAGCAACACCAGCAACUCUCUGCCAAGGACCAUAGCUGAAAAGCAGCCAGCCACUCAUGCAACAACCCCGGACCGAUCAGAUCUUUCUCUUUCCCUGGACAAGUCGCAUGACGGCACGUCGACCCAGAAUGAAGGUGCAACGGUUUCGCCCGACGAGUUUUCCAAUUGGAAUCCGUACACGCCGUCUCCGCUAGCUGCUGACAAACCACUCAUGUCCAGCACAUCCGCAGACACUUCAGAAGAACUGGAAUUGAAGAACCUGGCUGAAGGCCAGCCACUCACGCAUCCGCCCAACGUCACCUUCCAGGGCGGCAGAGCAGCGUCAAAGUUGAAGUUCAAGUUCCAGCCGUACCAAAGUGCCGAGGCUAGGCUGGACGCAUCAUACCUGAUCGAGAACACAGCGUGCGAAGAUGAUUGAGCUACCUUUUCUCACGGUUGCAUGCCAAUAGAAACGUCUAGAGCAGCAUGAAUUAAUCUCCUGGGGCGAGUGGCAGUUGUUUCAGCUGCAGAAUGCUUCUCCUGCUGUAUGUUCUCUUUGUUUCCUUUCCUUCCUAUUUUGGUUCGUAGAUUCUUCUCAAUUCUAUAUAUUUCAACAUCUUUGCUGUCUCAUAUCUCCAAUCUAUCUACAUAUCCAUCUAUCUAUCUGUUAAUCCUUCCAUCCGUGCAUCUAUCCAUUUGUCUGUCCAUCCACCAACAGUAAAGGACGAUCAAAUCAUCUUCUAACAACAUGGCAUUGAAAUGCAACUGCAGGUGUCAUGCUCAAAGCAACUUUCAUGCCAAACAUAUCGAACUGUGUCUUUGGGCAAUAUCUUCCAUCUUGACUGCUUUGCUCCUUUCUCAAACUCGCAGGCCGUGGUGUACCUUUCCUCCGUAGCUUGUCUUAGAGCUUCUUUCCCGGAUUUUUUCUUUAGCGUUUAGCCCUUCUCUUUCUUAAAAUGUUUUGGCGACUUUGGUGGUGAGUCUGAUCUACUCACCUCCCACCGCUGUAGGAGCUACAUAUGUGCCUUAACCCUUGAGGGUGGUGGCGUUCUUUUUCCUAAAUUGAAACCUACUCUUAUGUACACUCUUCCACAUACUUGCAUACAUAGACAGUUGUCUAAAGUCCCUCGGCUGCUUACAGCGGAAAGGGACUUGUUUGAUUCAUUGCUGUGUAAUAUUUGUACUUGCAUACAUAAAUGUCAGCUACAUAAUUGGUGUUUUUUUUCGCUGAGUGGAUCAUGUACAGGUACUAGACCGAGCUUGCCCAAGCUAAAAUCUGCCUAUUCCUGUUUCUACUCAUACCCAAUUCAGUUCUUCUUCAUCUCAAGACUAGUAAAAUCAUUCCUUUUCAUUUUGCACUUUUUUCGCAUAAGUAACUCUCAUUCAAAAGUGCCUCUGAUGUCAUUUGAAUGUACCUA
This is a messenger RNA of Sycon ciliatum, 8409 nucleotides long. RefSeq lists its product as uncharacterized. Gene Ontology annotation, biological process: G protein-coupled receptor signaling pathway; cell surface receptor signaling pathway. Gene Ontology annotation, molecular function: G protein-coupled receptor activity. NCBI's taxonomy places the organism in Eukaryota, Metazoa, Porifera, Calcarea, Leucosolenida, Sycettidae. The transcript is spliced from 41 exons. The record is from RefSeq and is a predicted model, not a curated record. Gene Ontology annotation, cellular component: membrane. The coding region runs from base 225 to 7430 and encodes 2401 amino acids.